Talpa occidentalis (Iberian mole) is the source of this 1585-nucleotide messenger RNA. It is a transcript of the gene COX7A2L, whose product is annotated as cytochrome c oxidase subunit 7A-related protein, mitochondrial. Bases 61 to 405 code for a protein of 114 amino acids. The record is from RefSeq and is a predicted model, not a curated record. Lineage: Eukaryota; Metazoa; Chordata; Mammalia; Eulipotyphla; Talpidae. The transcript is spliced from 3 exons. Gene Ontology annotation, biological process: mitochondrial respirasome assembly; regulation of oxidative phosphorylation; mitochondrial electron transport, cytochrome c to oxygen.
GGUCCUUCUCUUCGGGCGGUCGCGCAGGCAGCGGCUGCGGCUGGCUGGACACCCGGCGUCAUGUACUACAAGUUUAGUGGCUUCACACAGAAACUGGCGGGAGCAUGGGCUUCCGACGCCUAUAGCCCACAGGGAUUAAGGCCUGUGGUUUCCAGAGAAGCACCGCCUAUCAUAUUUGCCACACCAACUAAACUGACUUCUGAUGCUACUGCAUAUGAUUAUGUUGGGAAAAACAAAGUUCCAGAGAUGCAAAAAUUUUUCCAGAGAUCCGAUGGUGUGCCUAUUCACCUGAAACGAGGCCUGCCUGACCAAAUGCUUUACCGGACCACCAUGGCACUGACAGUGGGAGGGACCAUCUACUGCCUGAUUGCCCUCUACAUGGCUUCACAACCCAGAAACAAAUGAGUCAGCUGCAUAGGACUGGUUUGCUUUUUGGCAUAAACCCUUUGAAUUUUCAUUUUUCAUUGUUUCUGUAAUUUUUUUUUUUUUUACUUGAAUGCCUGCUUAACAUUUUACAAGAAACAGAUAUUAAGACAACAUUUUGGCUUGUUUAUGAAAUUCACAUGGCCUUUCAGAGCUCAUUCAACAGUUAAAACUUGUUUAAAGAAAUGCUGCUGCUCUCCUUGUUUGGGGUCCUGAUUUCCCUGGUGGUGCUGGAUGAAGGCUGUACACAGGCUCGUUAACAACAGUGUGUGCUGAGGUCCAUGGGGACUUAUGCGGUUGAGCAUGCGGGUGUAGAAGUCUUUCUGGAUUUGGAUGUGACUGAGGAAGGAAGACAGAAGCCAAGACCAGGUGCUUGAAAAUGAGGGGUUUGAGUUAGUAGUCGCCUUGGGGAUUUUGUACUCAUGCAGUAAAAUGUUAAUAGAAAUUAUUUGCAGCCUGCUUCUAUUCAUUGGGCAGUAUGUUUCAAAGGGUUUUUGCCUCAUCUCAGAUCGUGACUGAAAAUUUAUGUAUAAUUGUUAUGUAUUUAUUCCACCAUGGGAACAGAGAACACCUGUUUAGUGUUGCACUUUAGACUGAUGUCUGUUUCAUUAAUGCAGCUGUGACAAAUUCUCCUUUACCUUUUAAAAAUGUUAUGGCUUUAAAUUAUGAUUUAUUUUGAUUGUGGAAUAAAUACAUGAAUGAAAAAUCUCAAGUUUGAAGUCCUUUUAAAUGACCUUUUUAAAGUAAUUUCCGAAUACCAGAGACAUCUUAAACCUGAUUCUAAUUUGUUUUUAAUUAGGCACCAGAUAAUCUUUACAAAAUGGUUCCUUAAAAUCAAAUAAUAGGAAGCUAAUGGCAUAUUGAUGGUUACCAUAUGGUUCCUUAUAUGGAACCUUCUGGCCCCUUAUGAAAUGUGCCUGUAACACACUGUUCAUUUAGACAUUAAUUUCCUGUACUAUCACAAUUGGUAGACUUCACAUACCCUAUAUUUUGAAAUAUAGGUUGAAAUAGCUGAAAAAAGUAGAGUUUUAUGAUGUAUAAACUUGUGGUCUGUAUCUUGCAAUAGCAAAGAAUAGUGACCUCUUAACUGGGGAUAAAAUAGUGUUUGAAAACAGAAGCAUUCUUAUAGGUUAGGAAGCUCUCAUUUUUAUAGGUCUAAACU